Messenger RNA from Melanaphis sacchari, 2075 nucleotides. It is a transcript of the gene SiaT, whose product is annotated as beta-galactoside alpha-2,6-sialyltransferase 2. The record is from RefSeq and is a predicted model, not a curated record. NCBI's taxonomy places the organism in Eukaryota, Metazoa, Arthropoda, Insecta, Hemiptera, Aphididae. The transcript has 6 exons. Bases 324 to 1535 code for a protein of 403 amino acids. Gene Ontology annotation, molecular function: sialyltransferase activity.
GCGUACUCUACGCGAUGAUGCUGUGCUACACAACCUCACCACGAUAGAAAGCGUUUUCCGACUUAUCAUACGCACGACUACCGCAUCCGAACACAGUGCUUUAAUAUCGCGAACCAACGUGGAAUUAUUAUUAUUUUACAUAGAAAAACGUGUGAAUUCCAUAAUAUCAUAUUGAAGUCACGUCGUCCGUACGCUAUGUAUACGUAUAUAAUAUAUAUAUAUAUGUGUAUCAGCAAUUAAUUGCCAAUUAAUUCACGUGUGAUUUAUGUGUACAUUGAUGUGCAUGGUACAGGAGACAAUCGAACCACUAAUAUUUAAUCGAAAUGCGUUCGGUUGCACUGACAGUAUGGUUUUUCUUAAACGUCGUACUUUUGGGAAUGUGCGGAUACAUUUAUCUACUUUGGCUACAAUAUUGGCGUCACAUAAGCAUCAGAAACCAACCAACUCAAGAAUUGACCUACACACAACAGCAGCCUUACGUCGAGUAUUAUGACGAAGGCGAUCUCACAACCACUCAUCAGAAAAAUGGAAAUCCAUUAAUGCGGAUUAGUGAAGCUCUUCUAGACAAGACGGAAAAAAUCAGGUUAUUUAAUUUCAAAAAUAAAAUUAUUGCUCGUCUAAGGCAAGUAAUAAUGAAGGAGAGUAGCAAUUAUGGCUCCGUUAAAAAUGAGAACCCUUACAAUGUUCCAUAUAGACCGCAAGCAACGAAUAACGUAAAAAGUGACUGGACGUGCAAUAUGGCUUCUAGAGUGGAGAACUUUAGAACAUUAGAAAAAAAUGACAUUGAUCAUUUUUUGACCAAAAAUAUUCCGGAUGUGCCGCUAUUCGAUGAUAACGAAGUAUUCGGCACUUGUGCAAUCAUAUCCAAUGCGGCUACACUUCGAAAUUCAAAUCUCGGAUACUUUAUAGACCAACAUGACUUGGUGUUACGGUUCAAUAACGCUCCAACAAAAGGAUAUGAAAAAGAUGUUGGCUCAAAGACAACAAUACGUAUUUUAAACUCACAAGUUGUCACUAAACCACAAUUUCAAUUUGUAUCAUCACCAUUAUACAAGCGGCUCAAACUUUUGAUGUGGGAUCCAUCAAAUUACACAUCGUCAAUUAAUGAAUGGAUUAAGAACCCCGAACAUAACUUUAUAAACAACUACAUAUUGUUUAGAAAAUCUAAUCCGAGGUCAAACUUUCAUAUUGUUCAUCCUCAAUAUUUGUGGCGUCUGUGGGAUUACAUACAAGAUCAUACUACAGCUCAUAUAAGACGCAAUCCUCCAUCUUCGGGAUUUUUAGGAUUAGCAAUGCUGUUGCCGCGGUGCACGGUCGUUAACAUGUUCGAGUUCAUACCGUCUGAAAGAAUGACACACCGAUGUCAUUACUAUCACGAAAAAGUCGACGUGACGUGCACAUUUGGGAUUUGGCAUCCGCUGGCGGCCGAAAAACUCCUGAUGCUAACGGCGAACACAAUGCCCGAUCAAACGGUGUUUCACACAGGGUUCCUCUCCAUCCCCGGCUAUAAAUCUCCGAUAUGCACUUCGUUAUAGUGACUUGACUUCGAUAAUAAUUAUUACGCACUACUGUUUUUAUGAUCAUUUUAUAUUGUUUUUUUUUUUACAUACGAGUAUAAAGCCGUAUAGGUACACGUGGUACGCCAUUGCCAUGCAUUAUAAUAACCACAACACGCAUAAUUAUCAUUACGUAACGGAGAUGUACUGUACUGUCUUAAUUUAGUGCAUAUAAUAUCGUCCGUAUAUUAGAGAGCAUUCAUGUUUUGUUAAUAUGAUUGGUGUAAUGACGUGCAAUAUCAUUAACUGAUCAACUUCGAACUUUAUUAUCUCUGAACAAUAUUUAUUAGUAGAUUAGGUAAAUAAUACAACACGAAGUCUGAUAUUGUAAAUUUUUAUUAUAAUUAUUAUUAUAAUUGUAAAGAAACGAAAUAUUACUUAUAGUUUGUAUAGGAAUAUUAUUAUAUACCUGUACCUUAUAUGCCAUAUGGUACAUGAACGUGGCAACAACAUUUUUUUUUUUUAUAUUUUGUUCGGUGUUCACAUUAUUAUAACAUUAAUGAUGAUUAAAUCCGUUUU